AUGCCGGUUCCCAGCAGGCACAUCAGUAUCGGCCGUUCUCAGAGCUGGGAUGCUGCUGGCUGGUAUGAGGUCCCUUGGGAGAAUGCCGGGCCUCCAGGGAGGAGAAGUUCUCUGCCAUAUGGCCCUGGAGAAGGGGCCUGGUGUGAGCUGCUAAGCCACUGCGCACAGGACACAGAGCCUUACCUAUCCAGAGAGGCGUUCUGUAGCCCGCUGUCAUCAAGAAAGGGCUGCGGGCCUGACUUGGCCUUCUACGACAGCAGACAGGCAGUGAUGUCUGGCCGAGGCUCCAUGCUGCCACAAGAGGACUAUGGCGACCCAUCCAGGGGCACCAGGGUCCCCAAGGAACCUCCCUUCUAUCGGGACCCAGGAGCCAGCAGGCCGGCGCCCAGCUACGGAGUGCUUGGCGGCAGAGUGCCAUGGGAGCAGGUACAAGGCCAGCUACCUGCUCUGCAGGAUACUGGCUUCCUGUACCGGGAAUCUGGGGGUAAAGCCAUCCCUCAUGGGCAGAGGACACAUGGCAGGGCUCCAUCUCCUGGGAGGUAUGGAAGAGAACAGCCUAAUCCAAGGUUAGGGACAGAGGCACCCAUGUACUCCCCGACCCCCAGUCAAGUCUACAAUGGAGGUGUCUGUGAAAGAACCGUUGACUCCACCCCUGCCAGACAGGUGGCCCCAACGUGCCUGGUUGUGGACCCCAGCCCAGCUGCUCCAACGGAGAACAGCACCGUGGUGGCCCCAGGUUCCCUGAAUAGAGGCUAUGGGCCUACCCCGGAAAACAUCCACUCCAGGCUGCCUUACGAGAAUUAUGAAGCUGACUUGUCCACGUUCCAGGGACCUGGGAGCAAGAGGACCGUGCACCCUGAGUUUCUAGCCCUGUUGCGGGCAGAGGGUGUGGCAGAGGCCACUCUGGCAGCCCUAUUACAGCAAGGCUUUGACUCCCCGGCCGUCUUGGCCACCCUGGAGGAUGCUGACAUCAAGUCCGUGGCACCCAACCUGGGCCAGGCCCGUGUCCUGAGCCGCCUAGCCAGCAGCUGCAGGACAGAGAUGCAGUUUCGGAGACAGGACCGGACAGGCCCUCCACCCCGCCCUCGCUCCAGUAGCUUCAGCCACCGAAGCGAGCUGCUGUCCGAUGACUUGGCCUCGCUGGGUACCACAGGCCCGCAGUUUCACCCCGCCGGACCUCUGCCGCCUUCAUCUUCCCGAGCUGGGGAUCUAGCUCGCCGCCCCUCCAGCGCACCUUCCCAGCAGCUCCUGGAGAUGGCAGCUACUUACUCUGCCCCUGUGGUCGGGGCCCAACCCCCACACUUACCCUCCAACUCUGGGUUUUGCUCUCCUACCCCUUGUGCCCUAACAGCACGGCUGGCUCCCUCAUACCCUUCACAAGCUGGGGUGGCCUUGACUAAUCCAGGCCCUUCUGUCCCCCUUCACUCAAGUCCCAGAACAGCCUACUCCACCUCGUACACGGUGCCCAUGGAACUGCUGAAGAGGGAGCGCAGUACGACUGCUUCUCCGCUGCCCAGCCCCCACGGCAGCCCCCAGCUCCUACGGAAGCCUGGGGCAGCCUCCAUGGAGCCACCUGCCCUGCCACCAGUCAGCCAGGGCCUCCACACACCUCAUUCUCCGUACCAGAAGGUGGCCCGGCGGACAGGGGCCCCCAUCAUCGUCUCAACUAUGCUAACUCCAGAACCAAGUAUCCGCCCCCAGAUCAUGAACGGCCCCCUGCACCCCCGCCCCCUUGUGGCACUGCUGGAUGGCAGAGACUGUACUGUGGAAAUGCCCAUCCUGAAGGACCUGGCCACUGUGGCCUUCUGCGAUGCACAGUCCACUCAGGAAAUCCAUGAGAAGGUAUUGAAUGAGGCUGUGGGUGCCAUGAUGUACCACACUAUCACCCUCACCAGGGAAGACCUGGAAAAGUUCAAGGCUCUGCGAGUGAUCGUGCGAAUUGGCAGUGGUUAUGAUAACGUGGACAUCAAGGCUGCUGGUGAGCUCGGGAUCGCUGUUUGCAACAUCCCGUCCGCUGCAGUGGAGGAGACAGCCGAUUCCACCGUCUGCCACAUCCUCAAUCUGUACCGGCGAAACACGUGGCUGUACCAAGCCCUACGAGAAGGCACACGGGUACAAAGUGUGGAACAGAUCCGUGAGGUUGCCUCAGGAGCUGCUCGCAUCCGAGGGGAAACACUGGGCCUCAUCGGCUUUGGUCGCACAGGGCAGGCAGUUGCAGUUCGAGCCAAGGCCUUUGGAUUCAGCGUCAUAUUUUAUGACCCCUACUUACAGGAUGGGAUAGAGCGGUCUCUGGGCGUGCAAAGGGUCUACACCCUGCAGGACUUGCUGUAUCAGAGCGACUGUGUCUCCCUGCACUGCAACCUGAAUGAGCAUAACCACCACCUCAUCAACGACUUCACUAUUAAGCAGAUGAGGCAAGGAGCAUUCCUUGUGAACGCAGCCCGAGGAGGUCUGGUGGAUGAGAAAGCCUUAGCUCAGGCCCUCAAAGAGGGAAGGAUACGAGGAGCAGCCCUCGAUGUGCACGAAUCUGAGCCCUUUAGCUUCGCUCAGGGCCCGUUGAAAGACGCACCAAAUCUCAUCUGCACGCCACACACAGCCUGGUACAGUGAACAAGCAUCACUAGAGAUGAGGGAAGCAGCUGCCACAGAGAUCCGCCGAGCAAUCACAGGUCGCAUCCCAGAAAGCUUGCGAAACUGUGUCAACAAAGAAUUCUUCGUUACUUCAGCUCCUUGGUCAGUCAUUGACCAGCAAGCAAUUCAUCCCGAGCUCAAUGGUGCCACAUACAGGUAUCCACCAGGCAUCGUUGGGGUGGCUCCAGGAGGGCUUCCUGCAGCAAUGGAAGGGAUCAUCCCUGGAGGCAUCCCGGUGACUCACAACCUCCCCACAGUGGCACAUCCUUCCCAAGCUCCCUCCCCCAAUCAGCCCACAAAACAUGGGGACAAUCGAGAGCACCCCAACGAGCAAUAGCAGAGAAUGCUGAAGGUAAUCAUUCAGAUAAAGUUGGGACCAAGAGACAGUAGCAAACAGAUUAACUAAGGAAAAGGAAUUUGGCGGUCUUUAAAACUGAUCCUGGACAUCACUGAUACAGUGUUAAAGCUACAAGAGCUAGAAUACUGAAGAUGGUAUCUGCUUCUGGAAGUGUGGAAAGACUAGGACGUGAUUUAUUAACGACCAACUUCUGUUAUUGUGUGUUAAGUUUUUCAUCUGUGCAUCAAAUCACAAAGAAUAAAUAGAGCUUUCCUUCAUCAGUCCCUUGGGCAUAGCAAGUCCUGGGCAACUUGCUCUCGAUGUUGCAUCAAAAGCUCGAAUAUUAAUAAAAAAAACAUUGAGAGGAAUUCCCCAUCAAGACUAGUCCCUUUGGUCUACAGGGGCUGGUUGCCUCCUUUGCCGGUAGGAAGAUUAAUUUUGACAAGAUGGGGAGGACGUUGUGUGCCUGUGCAGACAUCUACAUGCACAGGGUUGAAGAAGUAAAAGCUCUUGUACAGAAGUUCUCAACUCUGAGCGGGCAAAGCUGGUUGUGAGUUCAGUAAAACCCUCUGAUGAUACAAAAACAAAACAAACAAAAAAAAGGAAAAGAACAAAAAGAAAAAAAGUAUUAAGUUUCACAAGCUGUUUGUACUCAAAUAUAUUUUCUCAGUUUCAGAUCCUCAGCUAUUUUAUUGAGUGGAAAGUCUUGGACGAGAAGGGUUCAAGAAGAAUAAUGUUGCAUUUCCUUAUGUCUCAGGAAACACUUUUUAUGGUAACUUGUCAGAUUGUCUAUGAACAAACCCACUUUUUUAGACAUUGAUAAAUUCUUUUCUUCACGUGAUAUUUUAUACAAGAACACUUCAGAUGUGCUAUUAGAUGUGACUGAUUUUAACAAAUCCUAUUAGAUUUGUAUCAGCUAGUUACAUGUUCUAUUCAUAGUCUUUUGUGAAUCAUUGCCUUUUUGUUUUUAAAGAUGGCCUAUUUCGAGCCUUUGUAUAGGUACAUUCCUGUUUUUGUGACAAAAGAAAAACUUUAAAGCUGUCCCAAACAGAAAAAUAAUGGCUAUCAAAAGUAUGUUUUGUUUUAGUGUGAGUUUAUCGUUACUGUAUUUGUUUAUUGUAAAGGUGGACAUUUAGCGUUCAGUGCAGUUUUCAAUAAAACCUAAUUAAAAUUUCUGUUAAGUCCUGACAUUUAAGUACAUCUCACCUAUAUAAAAGCCCUUGAGAUGUCAUCACAUGGUCAAUCAAUUCAGCCAGUUUCCAACUCUUGUGGUGACAGUGUCUGACCUCAGAGAAGUCCAAAUUAGGUAGGCUAUCCUAAAGAUGAGGCAGUGCUUUGGUUAAUUUUUCAAUUUUUGACUUUAAUAUGCUCGAAAGUAGGAUGUGAGUCUUCUUAUCUUUUGGGGGUUUGGGGGGGUUACAAGAUAAUUAUCACUGUGGCCACGAACUGAGAACUUCGAAGUUCUACUUACAUUUUAAAAUAGCUUUUAAGUCCCACAAUUCCAAGUUUAUACUUCCUCAAACUUCUUUUCAGGGGGGUCCUUCCCCAUCCUAACUUCCCUAUGAAAUGACCACAUGUGGAAAGCAGAAUGGUAUUAAGAACACGCCCUUGACAAUCAUGUGUCUUGUCAGAAAUAUGGAUGAAAAGAGGUCCCAACUGUCUACACAGCAGUAUUAACCUUCUUUAUGUCUGGCACAGUAUGUCUAAAGGUUAGAAACAGAAGAAGUCAAAUCUGAAUCCAUGGUGUGCCUAGGUUUUGUUUAAUUAGAUCAUGGUUGUUCAAACAGUCCUUAGAAAUAAUUAUAUAUAAACUGACUCCAAAGAACAACAACAUCAGAAUAAAAACAAAGUACUGGUUUCAGCCUAGAAAAAGAACCAAAGUCCACACAGUUAUAAAAGUAUUACUGCUCAGAGUCAGUCUAAAGAUACCUACACCUGUCACCCAGUCAUGUUUAAUCAUCUUUGACAAAUGUAUACACUUUUUUGGGACAAUAAUUAUGGCUGUUGGUAUAGUUCAAGAGCUUAACAUAGCGCUGAUUUUCCAAAUGUGUUGGCCUCUCACAGCCAGCCAGGCUGCUACAGAAAGAAACAACAUAAAGUCCCGUUCCUGUCUUGAGCCUAAGAAAUGGAGCCAUCUCUUAUUCUUUCCCACAGGGAAGAAUGUGAUACCCAUCAAAUUAUAUGUGGUCAGAGUCGCUGGUCAUAAAUAAAUAAAUACAGAGGGAACUUAGGAAAGGACACUCACGAAACCACAGUACACGGAACAAGGCUCAGUCCUGAGCCUGACUCUGCACCACAAGGUCUGGGUGUAAAGCAAAUCCACCCGGAGGCCAGUUUUCUCCUCUUUACUCUGUUGCUUCUUCAUUUGAAAGAGGAGGUUUUGCUUAACUCGAUCUCUGCCUCCUGAAAAUUCAGCUGUACAGAUGCUGCGGAUGCUAAGUACACAGAAUAGCAGCCUUCUAUAGACUUGGUUAUCAUUCACUGACCAAAAUGAAAACCAAAUAGUCGAUUUCUAGGAAAACACUGACCACUGGAACAUUUACCAUUUUUGAUACCACAGUUCAUUUAUAUGGGGUCACCGACUAUGAAAACUACUUUCCCAGUUUUGGCAUGCAGCAUCAAUGACCUUUCAUCUUGGGAACACCUUAUUGAAUGUUCACAAGGAAAAGAACUAAAGACAUAACAGCUCAUAGGUACUUUUCUCUUUUUAGUAUUCCAGCAAACUGAAGGUUGUGUAUACUUCAAUACUAUCUCAUCAGAAAACAAGAUUAAAAGGUUUCACAGCCUUUUCAAUAAAGUGUGUGUUUGCUAUUGUAGCAACUACUUGCGACAUCAGUCUUAAGUGCUUAGCAGGACACUAUGUGUCGUGUUCCUGAGAUAGGUCAGAAAUGUUUACCCAGUACUAAUACAUACCUGAAGUGGUCAAAUAAGUCCAUAAAGUUUUUCUAAGAUUAUAGUUUUAAGUUUAAAUAAUGGCUACAACUAACCAACAUGCAAAAAGUCUUGAAUUACACAGAGAAAUUGAUGAUUCAAUGCAUUGACCACCUUACUGCAUUUAAAAAUCUUUAUUCUGUUUGUACUGAACUGUAUUCCCAAUCAGCCUAAGCAAAGGCAUGCCCUUAAUACAGCUUUUGCUUUAGAGCAGAGGUGACAAUAAAGACAGGACAAUUCUGAAGACCCUCUGCAUGGCCACCUGGGAGCAGAACAGGUUUGAGUCCAAGUGACUGUCACACAAUCCGACACCCAGUGGCAAGUGAGCCUGCUUCUAUUCCAUCCCUCCAGGGAAUAAGUGCACAAAUGCACCUGCCCAGAGUCGAGUAAGAACCCCCUUUACAGGGCACUCAUCCAAACAAAUAAAUACUUAAAUAAUGAAUGGGGUAAAUCAGGAAACUUAAACAGAAACCAAAACAAGACAAUUUCUAUGUAAAAGUUCACUCAAAAAAUUGCUAGUUUUUCUUGCAGUUUGUUCCUAAGGAUUUGAUUUUUAUUUUAUUGGGCACAACAGGAACUAAAUUAUUAAUAAAAAUAAAGGCUUGUUUAUUUUUA
Molecule: messenger RNA, 6513 nt
Organism: Arvicola amphibius (Eurasian water vole)
Lineage: Eukaryota; Metazoa; Chordata; Mammalia; Rodentia; Cricetidae
Gene: Ctbp2
Product: C-terminal binding protein 2
Exons: 9
Coding region: 1-2967 (988 amino acids)
Molecular function (GO): NAD binding; transcription corepressor activity; oxidoreductase activity, acting on the CH-OH group of donors, NAD or NADP as acceptor
Source: RefSeq, a predicted model, not a curated record